AUGAGCUGGAGCUUGUUGCUGAGUGAGCGUCAGAGGGAAGUUGCUGGUUUACCCUUUGUUGAAGAUGUUGAAAGAAGAAAACUUUAUGGCCAGGACCCGAAUGAUCUGCUUGCUAAGCGGGAGAAGUCCAAGACCGAGCUCCUUGAGAAGAGGAAGGCUAGCAGUAGAUCUAUCAUAGAUGAAGCUACAACCUCACGAUCGAGGGAUGUGUCUCCACAAAGAAAAAACUAA
Messenger RNA from Prunus armeniaca (apricot), 231 nucleotides. The record is from the annotation of a GenBank genome assembly. NCBI's taxonomy places the organism in Eukaryota, Viridiplantae, Streptophyta, Magnoliopsida, Rosales, Rosaceae.